This is a messenger RNA of Acanthopagrus latus (yellowfin seabream), 2057 nucleotides long. It is a transcript of the gene trim55b, whose product is annotated as tripartite motif containing 55b. Bases 933 to 2057 code for a protein of 374 amino acids. Gene Ontology annotation, molecular function: zinc ion binding. The transcript has 9 exons. The record is from RefSeq and is a predicted model, not a curated record. Lineage: Eukaryota; Metazoa; Chordata; Actinopteri; Spariformes; Sparidae.
ACAGACAGAACGAGCUUCGAAGAAAAUGAGCAGUCAUUGCUCUAAAAUGCUAACGUGUCAGCGUUAAAGUUAGCUGCUAGCUCGCUAUUAGCGUUAGCUAAACUCUAGCUUGUCAAUGCUAGCAAGGUCAGGGUGGUACCUUUCCAUAGAACGAUUGUCGCUUUUGAACGCCACAUGACAGUCCCCAAAGACACAUGAUAUAAAAUGUUCCUCUGACUAGUAUAACUUAAUUUAAUGGAAUAUGUAGCAUAUCAUGUCUUUUGAUUAUGCUAUGGGUUAGCAAGGCCUAUAGAUGGGGAAUUAGCUCAAAUGGUAGAGCGCUCGCUUAGCAUGCGAGAGGUAGCGGGAUCGAUGCCCGCAUUCUCCAAAUUCCUUUUCACCUGGGAAAGUUUUAUUCUGUUUUCACAAUCCACAUUGACAACAAUAUGCAUACGCAUUCAGCUCAUUUUUUACUUGUUCUUCUUUACUGCUAACUUCGGUGAUGGGCUCGUGAAUAAAAAUUGUGUAAUAAUCGCUACUUUGUACCGUGAUGAUAAGACAAGUUAGCUUAAGUUAGCUAAAAUUAGCUGUGCUAAUGUUAGUUUAAGUUAGCUAACAUUAGCUGUGCUAAUUAACAAUUAGCACAUGAGCAAAUACGCAGUUACUGCAGGCCUUAGAGACGGUGAAAGUUGUUCAGUGCUACCUCAAACAUGUCCCCGUCUUGUUGUGGUUGACUAGUGCUGCUAAAAUACUUUUUAAUGAGUAUGGUCAUCGUCCCUUUGGUGCACGAAGUUUCUACUUUUAAGUUCCAACAGUUGUCGCGGGGAUGCCGCCCGCUAGCUAGCGCCUCUAACGGCUACCUAAAAUGUUAGCUACGUCAGCAGGCUAACAUUUCACAGGGCCAACAUUAGCUUACGUGUUAUCCUGCAGAACUGUUUACGUUUGUUAAAAACAUGAGUAUGGACAACUUGGAGAAGCAGCUGAUCUGUCCUAUAUGUCUGGAGAUGUUUACAAAGCCCGUGGUCAUCCUGCCGUGCCAACACAACCUCUGCAGAAAAUGUGCCAAUGAUAUUUUUCAGGCCUCUAAUCCGUACCUACCGACAAGAGCUGGCUCACUGACGUCCGGUGGCCGCUUCCGAUGCCCGUCCUGCAGACAUGAGGUGGUUCUUGACAGGCACGGUGUUUAUGGGCUGCAGAGGAACCUUCUGGUUGAGAAUAUCAUUGACAUGUUCAAACAGGAGUCCAGCAGCAGCAAGCCGGCGCCAGAGAGAAAGGAAGAGAUGCCCAUGUGUGACGUUCACGAGGACGAGAAGAUCAACAUUUACUGUGUCACCCACGGCGUGCCCACGUGCUCCAUGUGCAAGGUGUUCGGGGCACACAAAGACUGCGAGGUGGCGCCCAUCUCCAGCAUCUACCAGACAAAGAAGACGGAGCUGAGUGACGGAAUCGCCAUGAUGGUCGGGAACAACGACAGGAUGCAAGGCAUCAUUAGUCAGCUAGAAGAAGCCUGUCGUGCCAUAGAGGAAAAUGGCCGGAGGCAAAAAACUGUGGUGUGCGAGAAGUUCGACCAGUUGUACACCAUCCUGGAGGAGAAGAAGAGGCAGAUGAGUCAGAAGGUGACGGCCGAACAGGAAGAGAAAGUGAACUACAUCCGGGGCCUUACCAAGAAGUACGGGGACCAUCUGGAGGAGAGCUGUAAGAUUGUUGAGCAGGGGAUCCAGACUAUGGAGGAGCCAGAAAUGGCUUUGUUUCUACAGAACACAAAGCCUCUCCUCAAGAAGAUUGCAGACGCAUCCAGCACAGCACACUUGGACAAAGUUGAGCGCAGCUAUGAGAAUAUGGAUCAUUACAACGUAGAGUUCAAGAAAGAGGGGAGAGCCCUGCGCAGCAUUGACUUCAUCCAAGAUGAAGAGGAUGAAGAAGAAGAUGAUGUGGAUGGAGAAGCAGGCGCUGAGGAAGGAGAGGGGGCCCAGACUGUUUCAGGAGGCAAUGCUGUCACAGCAGCCUCCGUCCAACCUCCUGCACCCCAGCAGACAAACUCCCCCCCGAGUGCAGCCAAGAGCGCUGCUUCAACCUAG